Hippopotamus amphibius kiboko is the source of this 2052-nucleotide messenger RNA. RefSeq names its product myb/SANT-like DNA-binding domain-containing protein 3. Gene Ontology annotation, molecular function: protein binding. The record is from RefSeq and is a predicted model, not a curated record. NCBI's taxonomy places the organism in Eukaryota, Metazoa, Chordata, Mammalia, Artiodactyla, Hippopotamidae. The coding region runs from base 386 to 1519 and encodes 377 amino acids. The transcript is spliced from 10 exons.
CUUUGUGACGCGGCGGCGACGACGGCCGCGGACACAAAGGGAAGGCGAGGCGGCGAGCGAGGGGCUGGGCCUGCCCCCACCCCGCGACCCCCGCCCCGCGACCCCCGCCCGCCGGGCGCGCGCCCGCUCGUCCCCGGGCCUCCGUCUCCCCCGCGCGGGCUCGCUCCCUCGCGCGCACCCGCCCCGACCCUCCGACUCCGUCCCGAGCGCUGCGGGCCCGGGCCUGGCGGGCGCUGCGGGCGGGGCGGGGAUGCUGAGGGGCCGCUCCCGGGCGCAGCGGCGCGGCUGGUAGGAGACGCCGAGGCGGCGGUGGGACUCCCGGCGCGCGGCUGGAUGCCCCGGGCCUGCGCUCCCUUGCGCUUCCCGCCGUCCAGGGGCGCCAGUCAUGGGCGCCGCGGCCGCUGAGGCGCCGCUCCGGCUGCCGGCCGCGCCCCCGCUCGCCUUCUGCUGCUACACGUCGGUGCUUCUGCUCUUCGCCUUCUCUCUGCCCGGGAGCCGCGCGUCCAACCAGCCCCCGGGUGGCGGCGGCGGCGACUGUCCCGGCGGCAAAGGCAAGAGCAUCAACUGCUCAGAAUUAAAUGUGAGGGAAUCUGAUAUAAGAGUUUGUGAUGAAUCAUCAUGUAAAUAUGGAGGUGUCUGUAAAGAAGAUGGAGAUGGUUUGAAAUGUGCAUGUCAAUUUCAGUGCCAUACAAAUUACAUUCCUGUCUGUGGAUCAAAUGGGGACACGUACCAAAAUGAAUGCUUUCUCAGAAGGGCUGCUUGUAAGCACCAGAAAGAGAUAACAGUAGUAGCAAGAGGACCAUGCUACUCUGAUAAUGGCUCUGGAUCUGGAGAGGGAGAAGAGGAAGGGUCAGGGGCAGAAGUUCACAGAAAACACUCCAAGUGUGGACCUUGCAAAUACAAAGCUGAGUGUGAUGAAGAUGCAGAAAAUGUUGGGUGUGUGUGUAAUAUAGAUUGCAGUGGGUACAGUUUUAAUCCUGUGUGUGCUUCUGAUGGGAGUUCUUAUAACAAUCCCUGUUUUGUCCGAGAAGCAUCUUGUAUAAAACAAGAACAAAUUGAUAUAAGGCAUCUUGGUCAUUGCACAGACACAGAUGACACUAGUUUGUUGGGAAAGAAAGAUGAUGGACUACAGUAUCGACCAGAUGUGAAAGAUGCUAGUGAUCAAAGGGAAGAUGUUUAUAUUGGAAACCACAUGCCUUGCCCUGAAAACCUCAAUGGUUACUGCAUCCAUGGAAAAUGUGAAUUCAUUUAUUCUACUCAGAAGGCUUCUUGUAGAUGUGAAUCUGGUUACACUGGACAGCACUGUGAAAAGACAGACUUUAGCAUUCUCUAUGUAGUGCCAAGUAGGCAAAAGCUCACUCAUGUUCUUAUUGCAGCAAUUAUUGGAGCUGUACAGAUUGCCAUUAUAGUAGCAAUUGUCAUGUGCAUAACAAGAAAAUGCCCUAAAAACAAUAGAGGACGACGACAGAAGCAAAACCUAGGUCAUUUUACUUCAGAUACAUCAUCCAGAAUGGUUUAAACUGGUGACUUUUAUAUGUACACUGACCAUGUGAUGUACAUUUAUUAUGUCUUUUUUUAAAGAAUGGAAAUAUUUAUUUCAGAGGCCUUAUUUUUGGACAUUUUUAGUGUAGUACUGUUGGCUCGUAUUUAGAAUAUUCAGCUACAACAGUUUUGGACUGUGUAGAGUCUUUGUUUUAUGUUUUUAAAUACAGAAAUUGAUUUCACAAAUUUGUACCACAUGGUAAUUCUGAGACUUGUUCUUUACCCAUGGAAUGUAAUAUUUUUGCAAAGAUGGACCACUUCACAAAUGGUUAUAAAGUCAUACCCACUUCCUCCACAAUGACCACAGCAAAUGACCAAGCAUGAACUAAAGGUAAAGAUGUUUACAGAUUACUUUUCUUACAAAAAAAAUCUAGAAGACACUGUGUUUAGACAUUUCAAUGUUUUUGAGAUUUAUUAACUGAUUUUUUUAGACACUGCCUAUCGCAUGAACUGUAAAGCUGUGUGUGUUAGAUGUAAAAUAUUUAUAAGAUGUAUGGACUGGAAUUUGAU